This is a messenger RNA of Cydia splendana, 987 nucleotides long. It is a transcript of the gene Trax, whose product is annotated as translin-associated protein X. The record is from RefSeq and is a predicted model, not a curated record. The coding region runs from base 129 to 980 and encodes 283 amino acids. The transcript is spliced from 6 exons. Gene Ontology annotation, cellular component: nucleus; cytoplasm. NCBI's taxonomy places the organism in Eukaryota, Metazoa, Arthropoda, Insecta, Lepidoptera, Tortricidae. Gene Ontology annotation, molecular function: RNA binding; RNA endonuclease activity; sequence-specific DNA binding.
UGGCAAGCCUUAUUUAAAAAAUAUAAUUGUCAAAAAUUUGCGAAGCGGGCACGCAAAUUUGUGAAAAGUUGUUGUCAAUUAAUUCAUUAUUUUGGUAUUCCUAACACAUAUUACUAAUUUCCAAUAGAAUGUCAGGACGAGGCAGAAAUCGCCGUGGGAACCGCAGUCACCACCACAACCAGAACCACACUUUAUCCUCCGUGGCCAAGGAGACGGCGGAGUCUCUGCCGGCGGAUAGUCCGGUGCUGGCGCUCUUUAAAGCCACGGCGCAGAAGCUCACGGAGCGCCAGGACCGCCACGAGAGGCUCGUCAAACUUUCGAGGGAUAUCACCAUCGAGAGCAAGCGGAUUAUCUUUCUCCUACAUUCUUCUAUAACCAAAGAAUCUGCAGACAAAGUUCUCCAAGAGGCUAAGGAGCGAAUUCAGAAGCUGAUCCAAGGGCCUCUCAAGUAUAUUGGUUUAGAGCUUGAGCACAGCCCAGCGCACCUGCAUGGCAGAGCUGUAACUGCAGGGUUUCAGGAGUUCAUAGAGGCAUGGACAUUCUUCACACUCAUGGAACGCAAGGAGAUCAUAUCAUGGAAGGAUGUGCAGACCCAAUUGACAUACACGGUGGCUGCUAAGGACUCGGAGGAGGAGCGGACAGUGGUCACCAUGCUCACAUACAAUGAUUACAUGCUUGGGGUAGCAGAUCUAACAGGGGAACUGAUGCGGAAGGCUAUCAACAGCAUCUCCAGCGGGGACAGUGAGGAUUGUUUCUAUGCUUGUCAGGUCGUGCGCGAUCUGUACACAGGCUAUUGCGGUUUAUUCGGCAGCGGACGCGAGCUGGCGCGCAAGACGUCGACGACGCGCGCCAGCGUGGCCAAGGUGGAGGGCGCCGUGUACGCGCUGCGCGUGCGCGGCGGCGAGGCGCCCGCGCCGCUGCUGCUGCCCCGGCCCGACCUGUGGGAGCGCGACCAUGACGAGGAUGAAGGGUUCUACUAGCUGACGU